Molecule: messenger RNA, 3625 nt
Organism: Linum trigynum
Lineage: Eukaryota; Viridiplantae; Streptophyta; Magnoliopsida; Malpighiales; Linaceae
Source: the annotation of a GenBank genome assembly
ACAACGAGCAGAAACACAAUAGAGAGAGUGUUUAGAGAGCUUCGGUUUUCGCACAAAACCGCGAGUAUUGAGAGAAGCUGUUUUAUCCUGGAGACGACCGGUUGAUAGUCUGCCGUGCGCAUCGAAGGCAGUGCCGCGAACGUCUUAAAGAAAGCGACCUAGUCCGCGACUCAGCUCCAGAUUCGGUAACCUCGUUCCUUUUGUUGUUCCGUUCCUAACAGACCAGACGAAGUGGAUGUUGCAUUACCUAACGGGAAGGAGCGCGGGAAUUGACGCCACCAGGUUUGCCAUUUUGUGUUGGAUGCUGUGAAAAAAUAGAAACCUACAUGUGUUUGAAAAGAAACUUGAAAUGCCGCCUAGCAUAUGUAGACGUGCGGUUGCUAUUCAAAAGCAUGUUGAGGAAGCUGUUGCCAAGACAGGAGUUAUCCUCAGUUGCUCAUGUCGGCUAGGACGUGGCACCCGUACUCAGCUUUGAUACAAGAAGCUCGUCGACUUCUUGCUUUGGAGUGGGAGGUGGAGAUUUAUCAUGUCUUUCGGGAGGGUAAUGUUGUUGCUGAUUACCUGGCGUCUUUAGGCCAUGGCCUUCCGCCGAGUGAUCACGACAUCACUAAUCCUUGUCCGAUGCUUUCGUAUUGGUUGUACUAUAACUCUAUGAGGGUUAGUUUGCCCCGUUUGGUUUCUGGCUUUCUGCUAUUAAUCCAGUGACCAAACUUGGAAUUUACCCCGUAGUUAUUAUGAGGAUGCCGCUUUACGGAUUACCCUGUUCUCCUCUAUCUACCUCCCAUUUUACCGCCGUCAAGUCACGCUAGCCGCUCAUACCGCCGUCAAGUCAGACGUCAUCGUCUACCUCUUCUAGUCUUCUGAAAGCUUCUCCACUGCCCCCACCACCCAACUCCUCGCUCCCAACUAAAAUAAAAGUUCCAAUAAAAAGGAAAAAAGGGCUUCACUCGUUCUUUCCUUUUUUUUUCUUUGCAAAUCGGUAAUUCAGCUCUCUAACUCCUCGUUCUGGAACUCAACAAUUGCCGCUGCUGCUUGCCUUUCAGAUAAAUGCAGCUUUCGUUUUGGAUUUCCACUCUUUCCUCUCAGCUUAAGAUGACGCUCUCCCUUCUGUAGCUGUUCUGGGUGUUCCCUUUCUUGCUUUCCCGAUUAUGGCUAUCCGGGGAGUUGAUUUCAAGUGGUACGAUGGCUUCUUCUUGUCGAUGCUGGCAACGAGCGUAAUAAUUGUUGCCAUCAACUGGAAGCGCUAUCAUUUCUGUACGCACCCUCUGCACAUAUGGAUUGUGGUUGAUUACACUACUGUGUUUGUAUUUCGCCUGUUGAUGUUCAUAGAUAAUGGACUUGCUGCUGGAAUGGGAUUGGAUUUCGGACGGCAGCAGAGGCGUGCCCGUUUUCGUGGAAGAGUUGUCGUCAUUUCAAUCUUGUCUAUGCUACUCUAUCCAUUUCUUUGGGCGUGGACUGUGAUCGGAACACUUUGGUUCACAAGCGCAAGAAAUUGUUUGCCAGAAGAAGGUCAGAAAUGGGGUUUCCUUAUUUGGUUGUUAUUCAGCUACUGUGGACUUGUGUGCAUUGCUUGCAUGUGUCUUGGGAAGUGGUUAACUAGAAGACAAGCACUGAUUGCACGGGCACAAAAUGGAGUUCCAGUUUCAGAAUACAGGGUUCUGGUCGACAUGAUCGAGGUUCCCGAUUGGGCAUUUGAAGCUGCUGGUCAAGAAAUGCGAGGCAUGGGUCAAGAUAAUAAUACUGCAUACCACCCUGGACUUUAUUUGACUCCUACUCAGAGAGAAGCUGUGGAGGCACUGAUUCAGGAGCUGCCAAAGUUCAGGCUAAAGGCUGUUCCAACAGAUUGCAGCGAAUGUCCAAUCUGCCUAGAAGAUUUUCACGUUGGGAAUGAGGUUCGUGGGUUGCCGUGUGCGCAUAACUUCCAUGUCGAGUGCAUAGACGAGUGGCUGCGGCUGAACGUGAAAUGUCCGAGGUGCAGGUGCUCGGUGUUCCCCAACCUCGACCUCAGCGCCUUGUCCAAUAUAGAGAGGGCUUCAACACCAACCACCGUCACUACUACCACACGUUACAUGAGGUCACAACCUGCAAGCGAAAGCUACCGGUUGAGGCUACAGGGCUUCCUCAGGCCAGUCCGUAGUGGUGAGGUCAGAGCUCCCCCAACUGAUGCAGCAACCAAUAGUGCCGAAAGUGGUAACCUAGCUGUGGCAAUCGAGCAACCUGGAACGAGUGAACCAGUGGGACAUGUUCCUGUUAGUCACCGGAUCCAAGAUCAUCAGUAGAUGAUCGGUUUGUGAAUUGUCUCGACUUCUCAACUUCUGACCUUCUUCGCUCGAGAACCGGCUUGUGGGUUUGUCCAUAAAACAGUGAUGAUCAGCGCUGUCCAACCAAGUGGACAGCCAAGUUCUUCCGUUUGUCAACUGCAGCCAUGUUUGGCUUGAUGUGGGAAACUUGCUUCAUUUUGUCUGUCAGAUCAUCGUGAAGAGACAAUAGGAACUGUGUUGUUAAUGUAAUGACUAGAAACUCUUACACUCUACAACUGUAAUGAUUCCGUACAUGAUAGACCCAGCGGCGGUUCAGUUGAAAUGUGAUUGAACUGUUUGCUUGUAUGGAUUGGAGUCUUUGGAUUAAGGUAGGUAGAGAUUAGAAAAUGACUUGGGUGUUAAGUGUCUGGUUGUGCUUGAAUGCAUUUGAGAAGUGGGCCAAACUGCAAAUGAGGUCAUUUUGUAGUUUAAUGGGUUAUGAGGUGAUGGUUUCAUUGUUUAACCAACCAUCAACUUAUGGCCACCCAUUGCUCACUUUGAAAGGUCACCAGCAUUACUUAGAAAUUUGGUAAAAAGCUUUUCCAGUUUAAUACUGUGUUCUUGUCACCAAACAACAAUUCAUCUGCUCCUAGGCAAAAAGACAAUUAGGGUUUACUUCUUUGUCCUCACCUGUCUCUUCAUACGUGAUGAAUAUGUGGAUUAUCCAAACUUUGCCGAGAGAUGUUUAAGCUCUGUCACAUGCUUAGUUACUUCCUGCUGAUUUUCAAAUCCAAGUGAUUUAUCUCUGGUCUAUCUGUGUAGUUGCUAAAUAUGAAGGUGGGGGAAUUCAUUUAGAAUCCGAUAUAUCAAGUCUUUCAUCGGCUUUUGAUUUUUCGCAAUUUCUUAUAAAUUCCUGGUAAUUCCUAUCAAAUUUUCACUCUUUUGAGGAUACAAGACACACAAAAUGCAUCGUCCACACACUACAUUUGCAAACCUGGGGCAGCCAUGGCCUCAAUGAUCGCCAAUUCACCAUCUCGGUUUGUGACACGACCCUUUGGUCCCUCAUACUUCCAUAAUGUUGGCCCCUCUGUUCUGGCCUUGGCAUUACAUUCUUGGGUUUUGACUCAUAGCUCGGUCCUCACUCCGCGGUUGAAUCGUGUUACUAAUAUCAGGUCGAAUUGUUUCCUAGCAUCGUAUGCCUCUUUUAGUGGCAACAUACUCUCCUACCACUCUCAUAGUGGCAUAUCUCAUCCAUUUUUAACACAUUUCAUUUGCUAUUAGCAUUCAUCAUCUCUUAUUGAUACAUGAUAUUUCUCAUAAGUCAUUGUAUCAUUUUCGCAUUAGGUAUUUAGGUGUAUAAUCUCCAAUAAUUCUAUCAAGUCGGU